This is a messenger RNA of Funneliformis caledonium, 387 nucleotides long. Lineage: Eukaryota; Fungi; Glomeromycota; Glomeromycetes; Glomerales; Glomeraceae. The record is from the annotation of a GenBank genome assembly.
AUGGCGCAAGGAUUGGCUAAUUUAUCAUCGGAUGAACAAGGAAACGAAUUCCAGCAAGAUGACUAUGAGGAAGAGAAUCUAAAUAAAAUACAGCAAGAAGACCAUGAGGAGGAAAUGAAUCACCACCCUCGAAGGCGUAAAAGAUAUACAAAUCAUCUUACAUCAAACCUCGAACAAAAUCUUAUCGUUGAUGAUAAUGUUUACGAUAAUUCAGAAGUAAACGAGAAUGGAAGCAGUGAGAGUAAAAGUCAAAGUUUGCUAAACGAAGAUUAUAAUGAUAUUGCUGAAAUUUUCGAAGAAUAUUCGUGCCCAUCAUUUAUACCAUUUCAAGAAACAUAUAACACACAAUCAAUAAAUAAUGAUCGCUCCUUAUGGAUAUUGUUAUAG